Messenger RNA from Ascoidea rubescens DSM 1968, 1740 nucleotides. RefSeq names its product Ran guanyl-nucleotide exchange factor (gene SRM1). Bases 411 to 1679 code for a protein of 422 amino acids. NCBI's taxonomy places the organism in Eukaryota, Fungi, Ascomycota, Saccharomycetes, Ascoideales, Ascoideaceae. Gene Ontology annotation, molecular function: guanyl-nucleotide exchange factor activity. The transcript has a single exon. Gene Ontology annotation, cellular component: cytoplasm. The record is from RefSeq and is a predicted model, not a curated record.
AGAAAAGGGAGAAAAAAGAGAGAACAGAAUUAAAAGAAAAAAAGGAGAAAAAAGAGAAAAAGGAGAAAAAAGAUGAAAAAGAGAAAAAAACUUUGAAAAAGCCUGGAAGAAAGCCUAAAAGUGAGAAAGAGGAUAAAAAAGCUGAAAAGCCAAUUACUCCUAGAAAGUAUAAGAAAAGGGAUAUUGAAACUGAUGGAAAAACUACGGAAGAAAUUGUUGAAGGCAAUAAGAUUAAUGGUAAAACUAAAAAAGAUGAUGAGCCAGUUACACCUAAACCCAAAAGACAAAAAGUUGUUAAAGAAUCACCCAGGUAUAAACCCCCAAUAAGAAGAUCAACAAAGAAGACAUUGAACGAAAUCCCAGCUGGAAAGACUAAAGAAUUGGAUGUAUUUGUUUGGGGAACUGGAUCGAUGAGUGAACUUGGGUUAGGACCAAAAGUUAAAGAGGUUAAGAGACCUAGAUUGAAUCCAUUUUUAUUAACAGAUAAAGUUGGAGUUGUUGAUUUUGUAGCUGGUGGGAUGCAUUCAUUAGCGUUGGAUAAGAAUAAUCAAUUAUGGUCAUGGGGUACUAAUGAUAGUGGAGUUCUUGGUAGAGAUACAUCAGGAAAGGAAAAGUUGCGUGAUAUUGAAGAAGGAAGUGAUUCUGAAGAUGAGAUUGGAGAAUUAAAUGAAUCUGAAUCCACUCCUGGGUUAGUUCAAGAGUUGCCAUAUGACCCUAAAGUAUUUCCAGAUAUCAAGAUUGUUCAAUUAGCAGCCACUGAUAAUUUAUCGGCUAUUUUGUAUAGUACAGGAGAAGUAUUUGCUUGGGGUACAUUUAGAUGUAAUGAAGGAGUAUUAGGGUUUUCUGAAGAUAUUAAAAUUCAAACCAGACCUACUAAGAUUAGUGAACUAAAAGAUAUUGUCAAGCUAUCAUCUGGGAAAGAUCAUAUAAUAGCAUUGAGUACUAGUGGACAUGUAUUUGGAUGGGGUAAUGGACAACAAUAUCAACUAGCUAGAAAAGUGUUGGAAAGAACUAGAUUAAAGACAUUAAGACCGGCCUCAUUGGGGAUUAAGAAUAUUGUUAAUAUUGGAUCUGGAGAGAGUCAUUCGUUUGCCAUUGACAAAAAGGGCGAUGUUUAUUCGUGGGGAUUAAAUCAAUUUGGGCAAUGUGGUACUGAAGAGGAACUUGAAGAUAAUUCUGUUGUUAUGAUACCAACUAAAGUUGACGAAUUAAGCGGGAAGGAUAUUAUUGAGAUAGUUGGCGGUGAGCAUCAUUCGCUAGCGUUGUCUAAAGAUGGAAGUGUUUAUGUGUUUGGAAGAUAUGAUCUGAAGGAGAUUGGAAUCAAGAAAGAUAAAUUGCCCGAGUAUAGUUAUAAGAGCAAGGGCGGGAUUGUUAGAGCAGUUCCAUUACCAACCAAGUUGGAAGAUGUGCCAAAAUUCCGUAAGGUUACUGCUGGAUCUCAUCAUUCAUUUGGAAUCAGUGAAGAUGGAGUAUUAUUUUCAUGGGGAUUUUGCGAUACGUAUGCAGUUGGUUUAGGACCAUUAGAAGAGGAUGUCGAGGUUCCUACGAGAAUUGCUAAUACUGCUACAAAGGACCAUGAUAUUCAAUUGAUCAGCGCAGGAGGGCAGUUUUCUAUAAGCGGUGGAUUAAAAUUGAGUGAUGAAGAAGCCGAAAAGAGAGAGGAUAAAUAUGAAGAUUAAGACAAGAACAUGAAGUAAAACUAAAAAAACAAAAAAUGAAAAAAAAUAAAAAAUAGAAAAU